CUCUUCCAAUAAAAAAUAUUCUCAAACUUGUACUGAUUUUUCUAUCAGUUCAAUUUGCAAUUGACUGUUUCAUUACUUCAAGAGCAGAGAAAAUUAAAAGCAAGAAAAAAGAAGCAUAUAAGUUUUAUUUCAAACUUCAAGGAAAGCAGAGAUGGGGAUCCAUUUUUCUUCUUGGAGAACCAUCUUUAGUGUUCUUCUUGUUUUAGUGUUUGCCAAAAGUAAUAGUGCCAGGAAGAUACUUGAUGAUUUUCAAGAAAGUUCAUCAAAGGAUAACCAGUUAGUAAUCAAAACUGGCUACAAGGGUCAUGCAAAAGAUCCACAUGGCGAUCAUCUAUCACUACACAUGGAUCCUUCACUCAACGUUUUCUUCACCAUAAAUGAUCUGAAAAUUGGAAAAACAAUUCCAAUCUACUUCCCCAACAAAGAUCCUUCAACUUCUCCUCAUUUACUAUCUAGAGAAGAAACCAGUUCAAUUCCUUUCUCAUUAUCACAACUUCCUUACCUUCUUGAAUUAUUUUCUUUCUCAGAAGACUCUCAACAAGCCAAAGGCAUGGAAUAUACUCUAAGGCAAUGUGAAGUUGAACCCAUUGAAGGAGAGACCAAAACAUGUGCUACUUCUUUAGAAUCCGUGCUUGAUUUUGUAAGAUCCACCUUUGGAUUAGAUACCCAAUUCAAAGUUUUAACUACUAAUUACGUCACUAAUCCAAUUAAGCAACUGCAAAAUUAUACCAUUUUAGAAGAGCCUAAAGAGAUAUUGGCAACGAAGACCAUAGGAUGUCAUAUAAUGCCUUAUCCUUUUGUGGUUUACUAUUGCCAUAGCAGAGAAGGUGGUAACAGACUAUUUGAGAUGUUAUUAGGUGGUGAGAAUGGAGAGAGAAUUCAAGCUGCAGGUAUUUGCCAUAUGGACACUUCUCAGUGGGACAAGGACCAUGUUGCAUUUCAUCUGCUCAAAUUCAAGCCUGGAUCUUCCCCAGUUUGCCAUUUCUUCCAAGCAGACAGCAUUGUUUGGGUGCCUAUGAAUACUUAAUUCUAAAUCUAGGAGUGGCUUUUAAGAUCGUAAUUGUAUUUAAAUAUGAAAUACUUGUAAGAGUUGAUGUACUGUGUUUAGAGGGUUGGUCCUUCUUGAUUGUAUUUAAAAUGAUUAGUGCUUAUCAAGAUAUGUGCUUCUAAUGAAA
Ricinus communis (castor bean) is the source of this 1175-nucleotide messenger RNA. RefSeq names its product BURP domain protein USPL1. NCBI's taxonomy places the organism in Eukaryota, Viridiplantae, Streptophyta, Magnoliopsida, Malpighiales, Euphorbiaceae. The transcript has 2 exons. The coding region runs from base 152 to 1027 and encodes 291 amino acids. The record is from RefSeq and is a predicted model, not a curated record.